This is a messenger RNA of Neoarius graeffei (lesser salmon catfish), 3464 nucleotides long. RefSeq names its product glutamate ionotropic receptor kainate type subunit 3 (gene grik3). Gene Ontology annotation, biological process: monoatomic ion transport; synaptic transmission, glutamatergic; modulation of chemical synaptic transmission. The coding region runs from base 13 to 3063 and encodes 1016 amino acids. Gene Ontology annotation, molecular function: kainate selective glutamate receptor activity; transmitter-gated monoatomic ion channel activity involved in regulation of postsynaptic membrane potential. The record is from RefSeq and is a predicted model, not a curated record. NCBI's taxonomy places the organism in Eukaryota, Metazoa, Chordata, Actinopteri, Siluriformes, Ariidae. The transcript is spliced from 16 exons. Gene Ontology annotation, cellular component: plasma membrane; kainate selective glutamate receptor complex; presynaptic membrane.
AGUGCAAUUCUGAUGAGCGAUUCGGAGACAUCUGUGGAUUCCCUAAAGAGUGGAUCGCACGCGCUGAGAAGCAUGAGAAACCCGUGGCGGUGGCCCCGGAGCGCCGUGUUGGAAUACUGGACAGCGGUCAUGGUGUGCCUUGUUUGGAUUCAGUGUUCUUGCGGGAUGCCGCAUGUCAUACGGAUAGGAGGGAUUUUUGAACAAACGGAUGGUCCAGUCUCACUUGUCAGUGCUGAGGAGCUGGCCUUUAAGUUUGCCGUCAAUAACAUCAACAGAAACAGGACAUUAUUGCCAAACACAACAUUAACGUACGACAUCCAGCGGAUUAAUAUCUAUGAUAGCUUUGAGGCCUCAAGGAAAGCUUGUGACCAGCUGUCUUUAGGUGUUGUGGCCAUAUUCGGGCCAUCUCAUAGCUCCUCGUCAAAUGCAGUACAGUCCAUCUGCAAUGCACUGGAGGUUCCACACAUCCAGGUGAGGUGGAAACAUCACCCCAUGGACAACAGAGACACAUUUUAUGCCAACUUGUAUCCGGACUACUCCUCCCUCAGCUACGCCAUCCUGGAUCUGGUACAAUUCCUCAAGUGGAAAACAGCCACUGUGGUGUAUGAUGACAGCACUGGUUUGAUUAGACUCCAGGAGUUGAUCAUGGCCCCUUCCAGGUACAAUAUAAGGCUGAAGAUCCGACAACUCCCUCUGGAUACUACUGACACCCGCCCCCUGCUGAAGGAGAUGAAGAGGAGCCGAGAGUUUCGCAUCAUCUUCGACUGUAGCCAUAUCAUGGCUGCACAGAUUCUUAAACAAGCUCAGAUGAUGGGAAUGAUGACAGAGUACUACCACUACAUCUUCACUACUCUGGAUCUUAUGGCCAUCAAUCUAGAGCCUUACCGUUUCUGUGGUGUCAAUAUGACUGGUUUCCGUAUCCUAAAUGUGGAUAAUCCUCAAGUGGCUUCCAUUGUGGAGAAAUGGUCCACAGAGAAGCAGAUCCCUCCAAAACCUGACUCUGGUCUCCUGGAAGGAAUUAUGACGACAGAUGCUGCUCUGACAUAUGACGCGGUCCACAUUGUAUCCGUCUCCUAUCAGCACGCACCCCAGAUGACAGUCAACUCUCUGCAGUGUCAUCGCCACAAGCCCUGGAGGUUCGGCGGGCGCUUUAUGAGCUUUAUUAAGGAGUCUCAGUGGGAUGGCCUGACUGGACGUUUGUGUUUCAACAAGACCACUGGCCUGAGGACAGAUUUUGACUUAGACAUUGUCAACCUGAAGGAGGAUGGCCUGGAAAAGGUGGGAAAGUGGAGUGCUUCAGGAGGCCUGAACAUCACAGAGCUCCCGAAGAGGAAUGGCAUGAACAUCACUGACUCACUCUCCAACCGCUCCCUGGUCAUCACUACAAUACUGGAGGAGCCAUAUGUCAUGCUUAAGAAGUCUGACAAGGCACUUGUUGGAAAUGACCGCUUCGAGGGCUUCUGCAUUGACCUGCUGAAGGAACUAGCUGGUAUUCUGGGGUUUUCUUAUGAGAUCCGUUUAGUGGCUGAUGGGAAAUAUGGCUUCCAGGAUGACAAGGGCCAGUGGAAUGGCAUCAUAAAAGAGCUUAUAGACCAUAGAGCAGAUUUGGCUGUAGCUCCUCUUACCAUCACCUUUGUGAGGGAAAAGGUGAUUGACUUCUCCAAGCCAUUCCUGAACACAGGGAUCAGCAUCCUGUAUCGCCGGCCAAACAGCACAAACACUGGGUUCUUCUCCUUCCUUAAGCCCAUGACCCCUGAUAUCUGGGUCUACAUCCUGCUGGCCUACCUGGGUGUUAGCUGCGUACUAUUUGUCAUUGCCAGAUUUAGCCCUUAUGAGUGGUAUGAUGCCCACCCAUGCAACCCAAGCUCUGAUGUGGUGGAGAACAACUUUACACUCCUAAACAGCUUCUGGUUUGGCGUGGGCUCUCUCAUGCAGCAAGGUUCUGAGCUGAUGCCCAAAGCUCUCUCCACACGGAUUAUUGGGGGCAUCUGGUGGUUCUUCACCCUUAUCAUCAUCUCCUCCUACACAGCCAACUUGGCAGCUUUCCUCACUGUGGAGAGAAUGGACUCGCCUAUUGACUCGGCUGAUGACCUGGCCAAACAGACCAAAAUUGAAUAUGGUGUCGUAAAAGAUGGAGCUACUAUGUCAUUUUUUAAGAAAUCCAGAGUCUCAACGUUUGAAAAGAUGUGGGCCUUCAUGAGCAGCAAACAGAGCACAUCGCUUGUCAAGUCUAUUGAAGAUGGCAUCCAAAGGGUUCUGAAAUCUGACUAUGCCCUGCUUAUGGAGUCUACAACCAUUGAAUAUGUCACUCGCAAGAACUGUAACCUAACCCAAUUUGGAGGCAUUAUUGACAGCAAGGGUUAUGGCAUUGGCACCCCUAAAGGCUCACCAUACAGAGACAAAGUGACCAUAGCCAUCUUGAGCUUGCUGGAGGAUGGACGUCUACACAUGCUAAAGGAGAAGUGGUGGAGUGGAAGUAGUUGUCAGGAAGAUGAGCGCUAUGAAACAGGCCCAAUGGGCAUCCAGAACCUGGGUGGCAUCUUCAUUGUGCUGGCCUCAGGCCUGGUGCUUUCCAUUUUUGUGGCUAUAGGGGAAUUUAUCUACAAACUUCGGAAAACUGCAGAACGUGAACAGGUCUUUCUGCAGUGCAGUGGUGGAAGAGAUCAGACUGUCGUUCACGUGCGAGAGAAGAGUGAAACACAAGCGGCACCAUGCACCACUCACAGUGAAGACGGACGCCGUGAUCAACAUGCACACCUUCAACGAGCGCCGUCUACCAGGAAAGGACAGCAUGAGCUGCAGCAGCGCUGCAAUGACGCCCGCGUUUCCAUGACAUGCCUGGGGGACGGUCACUUGAGGCACAUGCCCAGCGCUGUACCCGAGAGCAUGGACUAUGGCUCUGAAAUGAUAACAGCAUUCACCCUCAACCGCAGAGACACCCGCAACCACACAGCCAAGCAGAAUGGUGGUGCAAGCAGCAACCCAGGUAAUGACCAUGUCCUCAAACCUAUGUAUCCCACCAUGCCAUUGAGGGAGGGAGGACGCUCUGUGUCUUUUCUCUGAGAGAGAGAGAGAGAGAGAGAGAGAGAGAGAGAACAAUGAGGCCAGAGCUAGCUAGGACCUAGUCUGAUGUUUAUGUAUGAAAAACACAUGUUCACCAUCUGUUCACUGAAAAUCAAGGAGUGCCCAGUAAACCCAACCACCCCUACCCCCCCCACCCCAAAUCCCAUACACACAGAGAAGAAAAGAGACAAGCAAGCAAUCUAUUGAAACUAAUGAUUUAAGAGAGAUAAGAUGCUUCUUUGAAGUAUGGCAAUAAAAGAACUCCAAACUGACACAAGGGGAGUAGAUUUCUGUCCUGGAGUACCAUUUAUAGCACAUCAAAUUAAUUUUCAAAAUUUGUGCUUUCAGCAUUUUUAUUUGGGUUUGUAAAGUGCUGAGGGUCUUUGGCACUACUCGGGAGA